AUGUGGACGCGUCUCCCUGCGGACCCUCAGGGCCGGGACGCGGUUGCCCGCGGAGCGCCCCAUACAGCCCUAGGCUCUGGUUUGCUUGGCUUCCGCCUUUCACAAGUACGGUCCACACGGUGUGAGUCACGCACAGCUGUCCGGUGUCAGCGAGCACGGUGUCUCGGGGUCCACGUCGGCCCCUGCUUCGGCCGUGGCGCAGGUGGCUCCAAGAAGAUUCCCCUCACAAUGCCAUCCCCACUGGGUCCCCCGAGUCUGCCUUCUCUGGACCCCGAGGCCACCCCGGAGGAUCCUGAGAUGGCACGCCAGCGCUUCCGGGGCUUCUGCUACCGGGAGGUGGCCGGUCCCCGGGUGGCCCUGGCCCGGCUGCAGUUUCUGUGCCGCCAGUGGCUCCAGCCCGAGGUGCACUCCAAGGAGGAGAUACUGGACCUGCUGGUGCUGGAGCAGUUCCUGGGGGCGCUGCCCCCUGAGAUUCAGGCCUGGGUGCGGGGCCAGCAGCCAGGCAGCCCUGAGGAGGCCGUUGUCCUGGUCGAAGACCUACAGCGUGACCCUGGGCAGCUGCUGGGCUGGAUAACAGCACACGUCCUGCAGCAAGCUGUGCUCCCAGCCACACAGAAGACAGAGGAGUCGCUGGGGGGUGUCCACCCCUCAGGGACAGUGGAGCCCCUCAGGGAAGCCUCUGGGGAGGCGCCAAAGGGUGCCCAGAUGGAGGGCAGUGCCCACCUCAGCUGCAGCGUGAAGGAGGAGCCUGAUGGCUACGUGCAGGAGACAGGGACAGCCCCUGACCCCUGCCUGCCUGGCUUCCUAGCAUCCUCCAGCCCCCCACCUCCAGCCCAGUCCCACAAGGAGCACGUCGAACAACAGGAACCGACCUCCGCACCCUUCCAGCCACCCCGGCUUCAGGAGUGGGGGCUCAUGGAGCCGUCCCAGAAGGAGCUGAACUGGGAUGUGAUGCUGGAGAAGUACGGCACGGUGGUGUCCCUGGGGUUGACGCACCCCCUGCCUGAGUCGCGCACCGAGUCGCAGCCAGAGGCGCUGAGCUCCGUAUCCGGAUCCGAGGGUCGGAGAAGCCUCCGCCCAGGAGAUGAGAGCGAGGGCCGGCCCGGCGGCCCCGAGGCCCCGCCGCCGCCAAGGAGCAAGCGCUACAUGUGCACUCAGUGUGGCGGGGCCUUCGACUGGAAGUCGGUGUUCGUCAUCCACCGCCGCGCGCAUGCCGGCGGCCCGUGCACAGAGAAGCCGCCGGCCGGCCCGCCCCCGCGCGCACUCCCGGGCCCACGCGGCUAUGCCUGUGAGGAGUGCGGCCACAGCUUCAGCUGGAAGUCGCAGCUGGUUAUCCAUCGCAAGGGCCACGCCAGCCAGCGGCGCCACCUCUGCGCCGACUGCGGCCACAGCUUCGACUGGAAGUCCCAGCUGGUCAUCCACCGCAAGAGCCACCGGCCCGAGGCCCCUUGAGUGCAGGAAGGGCGGCCUCCCCAUCCCUGCGCCAGUGCGACCUGGAGAUCUGGAGGCCGCCCAGGACCCUGGAGCAGAAGCUGGGCCCGAGGUCUGAGUGUGGACGGGCCAGGAAGCCCAGGAGAGCAUGGCCCGCUUCUGUCUGCAGCCAGCUGCAAAGCUGAAGUUUAGCCACUGUGCGUUUUAGAGUUUUAACAGAUUCCAGUUUUAAACUGGAGACAUUUCU
This is a messenger RNA of Budorcas taxicolor (takin), 1678 nucleotides long. RefSeq names its product zinc finger protein 446 (gene ZNF446). The coding region runs from base 1 to 1452 and encodes 483 amino acids. Gene Ontology annotation, biological process: regulation of DNA-templated transcription. The transcript is spliced from 8 exons. NCBI's taxonomy places the organism in Eukaryota, Metazoa, Chordata, Mammalia, Artiodactyla, Bovidae. The record is from RefSeq and is a predicted model, not a curated record.